AUGGAAACGCUACUUGGAUGGACUCUUAUGGGAAAAUUAGAAAAUGAAGUGAAAAAUGACAGCUACAUGACAGUACUGUCUUUACACGUGAACAAUAAAAGCAUUAGUGAUCUUUGGAGUUUGGACACUCUUGGAAUAUUGGAUCCUGCAAAUAAACAAAGUCAAAUGGAAAUUGAGAAAGAAACCGAAAACCUGUUCUUGAAUUCUGUUAAACAAGAUGGAGAUGGUAGAUAUGUUGUUUCACUACCAUGGUUAGAAGAUCACCCUGUUCUACCUUCGAACAAAACUCUUGCUGAGAAAAGAUUGAAAAAUACAGUUGAUAGAAUCAAAAAUCUUGGUAUUCUACAGGACUAUGAAAAUGUUUUUGAAGACUGGAAGAAAGAAGGUAUUGUUGAAGAGUUAAAUAGUGAAGAUCUCAAGGACUCUAAGUGUCACUAUCUUCCUCAUCGACCUGUCAUAAAAGAUAAUUCAACAACAAGGAUGAGACCUGUCUUCGAUGGUUCUGCAAAAUCGAAAUUAAGUCCAUCCUUAAAUGACUGCCUAAUAACAGGUUCAAACCUUGUGGAACUUAUUCCAUCCCUAAUAAAUAGGUUUCGUAUUGGAAAGUAUGGUGUGAUCGCCGAUAUACGCAAAGCUUUUCUACAGAUUCAGCUGAAUGACAGUGACAAGGAUUAUCUGCGAUUUCUUUGGUGGCAAAAUAAUUCUUGCCACCAAUCAAAUAAUGUCAAAAUCUACAGACAUUGCCGCGUAGUGUUUGGGAUCAAAUCAAGUCCAUUCCUUUUAGGGGCGACAUUGAAUCACCUAUUAGAUGGAGCUUCUGAUUGCUACAAGAUGACAGCUCAACACCUACAGAAAUCUAUGUAUGUUGACAAUUGUGUGGCUAGUGUUAAAAGCGAAGCUGACUUGACAAAGUUUAUAAAUGAAUCCACAAAAGUCAUGGCUCUCGGAAAAUUUGAUUGA
Molecule: messenger RNA, 960 nt
Organism: Argiope bruennichi
Lineage: Eukaryota; Metazoa; Arthropoda; Arachnida; Araneae; Araneidae
Exons: 1
Coding region: 1-960 (319 amino acids)
Source: RefSeq, a predicted model, not a curated record